Messenger RNA from Scheffersomyces amazonensis, 959 nucleotides. RefSeq names its product proteasome core particle subunit beta 1 (gene PRE3). Gene Ontology annotation, molecular function: threonine-type endopeptidase activity. The transcript has a single exon. The record is from RefSeq and is a predicted model, not a curated record. Gene Ontology annotation, cellular component: proteasome core complex. Bases 219 to 872 code for a protein of 217 amino acids. NCBI's taxonomy places the organism in Eukaryota, Fungi, Ascomycota, Pichiomycetes, Serinales, Debaryomycetaceae.
CCAAACUUACACCAACUCAAAGUAACGAUUGUACACCCCAAUUCAACUGCAAGUCACGUUCACAUACACAAACCAAGCACCCAGUCAUCUUCUGCAUUAAUCAAACAUUCUCAAUUGCUUUCACUACCCAGUAUAGAAUAAACAAUUUAUAAUAUCUUCAUAUAAUUAUACAUUAUACAAUACAAACCAUACAAUAACCAAUAUAAUAAUAUAUCGAAAUGAAUGGAAUCACAGUUGAUAUCAAUCAUUUGAAAAAGGGUGAAGUGAAUUUAGGUACUUCUAUUAUGGCUAUUAAUUUUAAAGAUGGUGUCAUAUUAGGAGCUGAUUCUCGUACUACUACCGGUUCAUAUAUUGCCAAUAGAGUUACUGAUAAAUUAACUCAAAUUCAUGAUACUAUAUAUUGUUGUAGAUCAGGUUCUGCUGCCGAUACUCAAGCUGUGGCUGAUAUGGUUAAAUAUCAUUUACAAAUAUUUAGUGCUCAAUUACCACCAGAUGAAAAACCAACUACAGAAAUUGCUGCUAAUGUAUUUCAAGAAAUUUGUUACAAUAAUAAAGAUAAUUUAACUGCCGGUAUAAUUUGUGCAGGUUAUGAUCCUAAGAAUGGUGGAUCAGUAUAUUCUAUUCCAAUUGGUGGAUCUAUACAUAAACAAGACUAUGCUAUUGCUGGUAGUGGAUCUACUUUUAUUUAUGGGUGGUGUAAUGAACAUUUUAAACCUUCUAUGGAAAAGGAUGAAUGUGUAGAUUUCGUUAAAACUGCAUUAAGUGAAGCCAUAAAAUGGGAUGGAUCAUCUGGUGGUGUAAUUAGAAUGGUAAUUUUAACAGCUACAGGUGUUGAAAGAUUAAUCUUCUACCCUGAAGAUUAUCAGAAGUAAAUAAAUUAUCAUAUAUUUUAAAUAAAUAAUAAAUUUACUAGUAAUUAUGUAAUUUAAUAAGUAAAUACAAUAUUACUUUUAUAAUUG